This is a messenger RNA of Brettanomyces nanus, 1050 nucleotides long. RefSeq lists its product as uncharacterized. The transcript has a single exon. The coding region runs from base 1 to 1050 and encodes 349 amino acids. Gene Ontology annotation, cellular component: cytosol. Gene Ontology annotation, molecular function: adenine deaminase activity. The record is from RefSeq and is a predicted model, not a curated record. NCBI's taxonomy places the organism in Eukaryota, Fungi, Ascomycota, Pichiomycetes, Pichiales, Pichiaceae. Gene Ontology annotation, biological process: adenine catabolic process; hypoxanthine salvage.
AUGACUGUUGAACCUAAUCGGCAUCUGUACGAGAUCUGUCACAACGUCCCUAAAGUUGAGCUUCACUGCCAUCUCUUUGGCACAAUUAGGAAAAAUACUUUUUUGGAAUUCAACGAAAGAGCUGGAAAACCUUUCACGGAUAAGGAAAUCCUAGCAUUUUAUAUAAGAGGAGAGAAACCGGUUGGUGUUCUCCGGGCAUUUCGUACUCUUGAUUCCAGGCUAAUUAAGUAUGCCAGAGACUUGUACAGAUUGACGUUUGAAUACCUCGAAGAUGCCAAAUCUCACAACAUUCACUAUACUGAGUUCUCUUGGAACCCUACUGGUACGGUAAUAAGUUCCGGUAUACCCUUUAAGGAUGCUCAGAGGGCCAUUGCUGAUGCUAUAGAAGAAGCUCACAGUAAGCUCCGAAUAACGGGUAGAUUAAUCUGUGCCAUUGAUAGAGAAGAUUCUCCAGAGAGGGCAGUGCAGAUGGUUGAUUGGAUGAUAGCCAACCCAGAUCCUAUUCACACAAUUGGUAUUGGUAUCGAUUAUAGAGAAACCAACAGAGGUCCUCAGUUAUUCUUCGAUGCCUAUGCAAGAGCUAAAGAAUAUGGAUUCAAACUCACGGCCCAUGCGGGUGAAUUUGAAACUCCGUGGCAAAAUGUUCAGUAUGCAGUGAACUCAUUGCAAGUGGACCGGGUGGAUCAUGGGUACUCGAUGUUACAUAAUCCUGAAUUGGUGCAACAGAUUCUUAAAGAGCAGAAGGUCAUUACGGUGGUACCGACCAACUCUUACUAUUUGCGGACCCUUCCCCGAAGUCAAUGGGCUUCCAAGCAUCCGAUCAGACAAAUGAUCAAGUUGGGAUUGAAAAUCCAUCCCAACUCGGACGAUCCAACACUCCACGACUCCAAUUCUACCAAAGAUUGGAUGAUGAUGGUUGAAUGUUUUGGAGCUACCAUAGAAGAUUUAGAGCGAUUUUCUCUUAACGGAAUCGAUGGAUGCUGGGCUCCAGACGAGAGCAAAUUGCAAUGGAGGGAGGAUAUUAAGGAUUUUUUUAAGCACUACAAAUAG